CGUGUGAGACUAUCGAACGUGGUUUGAUGCCGUAACAGCGCAGAAAUAUAAAGAGUUGAAUUGUUAAAAGAAAACAUGCUGCGCGCAGGCUGCCAAUUGCUCAAUCAGUCCACUGUGGCGGCUGCCAAAACAGGCAGCAAUAACUUUGCACUGGAAUUCGUCAGGUGGCGCCGCAAACCGCGCUGGCUGCCUGUGGCUAAGAGCAAGCUCUUCCGCGUGCCAGAGCGCAAGAAGCAGACCGAGGAAGAGCGCACGGAGCUAAUGCGGCUGCACAAUCACUACAAAACCCAGCUGCGGUCAGUGCGUCAAUAUUUGCGGGAAGAGGUAGUGCGCCAGCAGGAGACUUCCACUGCGGAUCACAUAGUGUUGACGCCCGAGCAGGAGGAGGCCGAGUUCCAGCGCUGCGUUGAGGUAAACGCCGCUUGGAACGCCAAGAUUGCCAAAGAGCGUGAAGUGCGUUUGGCCAAGGAGCGCGAAGAGAAGGUGGCCUACGUGCAAGAGCGCCUCGAGGCUGGCAAAUUGCGUGAGGAGGAGCGGCGCGAGCGAGCCAACGAGCGGGUACGCUACGAGAUUGAACAGUCCAAAACAUUCAUCACACGCGAAAAUCUGGAUGAGGCUAUUGAAACGGCGCUGGCCAAUCCCGUGGAUUACAACUUUGCCAUCGAUCUGGCGGGCAACAUGAUAAAGGGGCGUGCCACGCAGCCGCAAAGCAACUAGGACUAGGAGAAAUACUUGUUUCGUUACAUUUAUAAAAAAUAGAGUUUACUCGGUAAUCAA
Molecule: messenger RNA, 777 nt
Organism: Drosophila arizonae
Lineage: Eukaryota; Metazoa; Arthropoda; Insecta; Diptera; Drosophilidae
Gene: mRpS26
Product: mitochondrial ribosomal protein S26
Cellular component (GO): mitochondrial small ribosomal subunit
Source: RefSeq, a predicted model, not a curated record